UUGAGUUCCAAGUUUCAAGUCAACCCGUCUGCAUCCGCUCCGGUCGCCGGCCGCUGGUCGCGUAAGGCGGGCUCCGGCCGCCCCAUGCGUUCCGCCUACUCCACCACGCGCCGAUCACCCGCUAAUCCGUGUCGAUUAACAAGAGGCGGAAUCCGAUUCGAGCGUUGGGUUUUACCAAUUUGGGCGGCCUUCUCCAUGUCAACGUGACUCAUCCUCCCACUAAUCUACGCGGACGAAGGAAAAGUAACCGAAUUAUUCCACGCGCUUUAUGGUCGGGGAUCCCGAGCCGCCAGCCAGAGCAAGCGCCGGCCAGCCUCCUCCUCUCCUCCCCACCUCCGCCUUCGUUCGCCCCGUCGGCUCUCUCACCCACACCGCGAGGAGCGGCACCAGGAGAUCCCGGCGCCUCCGGCGAUCGACUCCAAGCAGGAGGAGCAGAAGGAGGGAGAUCCAGCGGAAGGGCUCGAUGGUACGGGAGACGGAGUACUACGAUGUGCUGGGGGUGAGCCCGUCAGCCACCGAGACCGAGAUCAAGAAGGCGUACUACGUCAAGGCGAGGCAGGUCCAUCCUGACAAGAACCCCAAUGAUCCCCUCGCGGCGGAAAAGUUCCAGGAAUUGGGGAAAGCAUACCAAGUACUCAGUGACCCUACACAGCGCGAAAUGUACAACUCAUAUGGGAAAUCUGGUAUCUCAACGGACACUAUGAUUGAUCCAGCAGCAAUUUUUGCAAUGCUGUUCGGUAGUGAGAUUUUCGAGGAUUACAUUGGUCAACUGGCAAUGGCAUCCAUGGCUUCACUUGAUAUUUUUAGUGAAGAUGAAGAGAUUGAUGCAAGGAAAUUGCAAGAGAAAAUGCGAGUUGUGCAAAAGGAAAGGGAGGAGAAACUUGCUCAGAAACUGAAGAAUAGGUUGAACAUCUAUGUUCAGGGAAACAAAGAGGAAUUUAUCGAGCUUGCUGAGGCUGAGGUGUCUAGACUUUCAAAUGCAGCAUAUGGGGUUGAUAUGCUGAGUACUAUUGGUUACAUGUAUUCAAGACAAGCUGCCAAGGAGCUUGGAAAGAAAGCUAUCCUUUUGGGGGUUCCGUUUAUAGCUGAAUGGUUCAGAAAUAAGGGACAUUUUAUUAAAUCCCAAGUAACAGCUGCAACAGGUGCAAUAGCUCUUAUGCAGUUGCAGGAAGAUUUAAAGAAGCAUCUCAGUUCAGAAUGUAAUUACACCGAGGAGGAACUUGAAGCUUACAUGCAGAGUCAUAAAAGUGUUUUGGUUGAUUCCUUAUGGAAGCUUAACGUUGCUGAUAUAGAGGCAACACUGUCACAUGUCUGCCAGAUGGUGCUUCAAGAUGGUAGUGUCAGGAGAGAGGAACUGAGAGCUCGAGCUAAAGGAUUGAAAACUUUGGGCAAAAUAUUCCAGCGUGUCAAGCUUAAUGGUAGUGAAGAGGAACCAGCAGCAAUGAAGAAUAUGAUACAUAAUUCGGAUGACAAUGCUGGUAGUUCUCCUGGUUCAUCACCAAAAUCUCCCAGGGAGCAGCCAUUCGAUGCAAAUCCACCAUAUUCCCAGAGUCCAUAUGUGGAGGCCCCUCAGUUCGACGGCGCUUACUAUUCAUUCAACUUCCCGAUGCCUACUGCUCCGCCCGGAGCGCAGAGGGAUCCAGUCCCAUGAUUCGCUCCAAGGACAGUAACUUGGUUUUUUGCAUGGGUCAUCUUUUUUGUACAAUAUUGCUUGUGUUAGCAGAUGAUCACAUGGUCUUCAUAUUGUGCUAGUAUAGCAAAGCGAAGAAUUCGCUCAAAAAAAAGCAAAGCGAAGAAGCCGCUGGGUAUUAUAUAGCAGUAUAUUUUUCCUUCGCUCGUGUAAUCAAUCGAUUGAAACCAUACGGCAGCCCUGUGUUGUGUACAGGCGUUUUGUGUUGCUGAGGCAGCGACCGGCCGGUAUUGUUGUGUACAUGAACUAUAUGACAUCAUACUUUUUUUCGUUUGUCUAUGGACUAUGGGUGCAUAUAUUUUCUAUCCUA
Messenger RNA from Brachypodium distachyon (stiff brome), 2000 nucleotides. Its product is annotated as chaperone protein dnaJ 10. NCBI's taxonomy places the organism in Eukaryota, Viridiplantae, Streptophyta, Magnoliopsida, Poales, Poaceae. Bases 269 to 1651 code for a protein of 460 amino acids. The record is from RefSeq and is a predicted model, not a curated record. The transcript is spliced from 10 exons.